Messenger RNA from Colletotrichum lupini, 1374 nucleotides. Its product is annotated as xaa-Pro dipeptidase. The record is from RefSeq and is a predicted model, not a curated record. The coding region runs from base 1 to 1374 and encodes 457 amino acids. Lineage: Eukaryota; Fungi; Ascomycota; Sordariomycetes; Glomerellales; Glomerellaceae. The transcript is spliced from 5 exons. Gene Ontology annotation, molecular function: manganese ion binding; metalloaminopeptidase activity.
AUGCAUGCGGAGGGGGCCCUCAACGGCCUGAUAGGGAAGUAUCCCGCCAAGGCACACGCAUUACGCGUAGCUCAGUACAUCCAUGCUAAGAUGCCUUACACAAACGGUUUUCUUUUUCUUACGGGGGCCCGAGAGGAAUUCUACGAUGAUACAGACCUAGCGAUUCCGUACCGACAGCUGAGGCCCUUCAUGUACUUGACUGGUAUUACCACUCCCAACUGCCAUCUGAUCUACGACAUCAGAAAGGCUCAUUUGACGCUCUUUGUCCCACCCAUCGACCCCGAAGAUAUCAUCUGGUCUGGAUUGCCCCUAUCGAACGAGGAAAUCCUUGGCAAGUACGAUGUUGACUCUGUGUUGUCCAACACAGAACUCCAAUCAUCAUUAGGCUUCAUCGGAAGCCAAGCAUGCCAGCACGGGGCUGUAAUAUUCACCAUCGGCGACCACCAGAGGCCUAGUGAUAACUUUCCUACGGAAACGACAGUGGACUCGAGCCUACUCAAAGAAGCAAUUGACGAGUGCCGAGUGAUCAAAGAUGAUUACGAAAUUGCUUUAAUGCACGAGGCAAACAUCAUCAGUUCUAUUUCACAUCGAGCGGUGAUCAAGUCCUUCAAGGAAUGCAGAACCGAAUCAGAGAUUGAUGGGGUGUUUCUGGGAGAAAGCACGAAACAGGGAGGAAAGGUUCAAGCCUAUCCGAGCAUUCCUAAGGAUGUGGUCGUAGUGGACGCUGGAGCUGAGUGGAACUGCUAUGGCGCCGACAUUACUCGAACUCUUCCUAUCUCUGGCAGAUUUACCCGCGAAUCACGCGCGAUCUAUGAUAUCGUGCUGGAUAUGCAACAACAAUGCAUUGCAGAAUUGAAGGAAGGGGUGUUGUGGGAUGAUCUGCAUGUAUUGGCACACAAAGUUGCGAUUGAUGGUCUCCUAGCCCUUGGGAUCUUGAAAGGGGACAAGGAUGAGAUUCUGAGAGAAAGAAUCAGCACUGCUUUCAUGUCCCACGGACUUGGCCAUUUUCUGGGCAUGGACACACAUGAUACCGGAGGUCAAUGCGACAUGACUGAUGACAAUCUCGAUCCCAUGUUCAAGUACUUGAGAGUCAGAAGACUUCUACCUGCGGGAUGCAUUGUCACGGUGGAACCAAGCAUACGCUUUAACGAACAUGUGAUUCGGCCUCUUCUCCGUGAUAGAAGACUCUCAAAGUUUAUUAACGAAAAGGUAUUGAACCGAUAUUGGGAUGUUGGGGGCGUAAGUAUCGAAGAUGACCUUCUAGUCACGGAGUCUGGCAGCAUGAACUUAACAGAUGUACCCAAAGAUCCAGAUGAAUUGGAGAAAAUCUUGUCAGGAGUGGCUGCAGACUCGUGGCCAGCCUUUGCCACCUAG